UGGACACCAUGCCAGCAGCACGCACGCCACGCACGCACAAGAUGGCCACGUCCGACGCCGCCGCUGACGAGGUCUGCGGCGACGACGCCCUCGACGUGCUCGCCGCCUCGCUGCCGCGGGAGACGCGGCACACGCCGUUCCCGCUGCGGCAGUACCGCGGCUUCUGGCUGCCGGAGCAAGCCCUCCACGGCGUGGCGGCCGCGCACGCGCGGUUCGAGCCGAGGCCGUCCGACGUCUUCCUCGCCAGCGUCCCCAAGUCCGGCACCACCUGGCUCAAGGCGCUGGCCUUCGCCACGGCAGGCCGCGCCGAGCACCCUCCCUCCGGCGACUCCCACCCGCUCCGCCGCCGCGGCCCGCACGACUGCGUCCGGUUCCUCGAGUUCACCCUCGCGCAGCCGGACGGCGAGGGCAAGCUCGCGGCGCUCCCUUCGCCGCGGCUGCUCUCCACCCACCUGCCCUACUCCCUCCUGCCGCAGCGCGUCAGGGCGGACGGCGACGGCGGCGGCGGCUCCGGCUGCCGGAUCGUGUACAUCUGCCGUGACCCCAAGGACGUGCUCGUCUCGUGGUGGCUGUUCAUCAAGAAGGGCAUGGCCGCGACAUGCACGGCCGAGGAGGUCCUCGAGCAGUUCCUCGGCGGCCGGUGCAUCGGCGGCCCGCCGUGGCGCCACGCCCUCGAGUACUGGGAGGAGAGCCGGAGGCGGCCGGAGAAGGUGCUCUUCCUCCGCUACGAGGACAUGCUGCGCGCGCCGGCGCGCCACGUGAGGAGGCUGGCCGAGUUCAUGGGGUGCCCGUUCUCCGGCGAGGAGGAGGCGGCUGGGGUGGCGGACGACGUCGUCGAGCUGUGCAGCUUCGGCCACCUCGCGAGCCAGGAGGUGAACAAGGCCGGCAGCAUGGGCUUGACCUACCGUUCCAUCACCAUCAGCAACGACUUCUUCUUCCGCAAGGGCGUGGCCGGCGACUGGAGCAACCACCUGUCGCCGGAGAUGGCCGCGCGGCUCGACGCGGUCGUCGAGGACGCGCUGCGAGGAACCGGGUUUACCUUUGCCGCCGGCGGUGACUCCUCCACGUGAGGAGCUGCACCGGCGGUGCUCCGGGCAUCCCAUGCCUUGGUGUUACUGGUGACCAUGGCCGGCCGGGAAGCAUUUCAACCCACGUCGUACUCCGAAUCACACGAUGAAUAAAGAGUUUCGUACAAAUAAAUGUGUCUGAGAAAUAUUAUCAUUGUUAUGGUUCAGUCCAUUUCUAUGAUUAAAUACAGUGUGUACUAAUAACAAUAAUCAUAUACAUAUAUAUAUAUAUAUAUAUAAUUUGUGAAAUUAAGGUGGGUUAAGCUUUAAAAUAAUACAUAUACAACUUGUGAAAUUAAGGAACAAAACAAAAACCAACGGAUCUAAAGAAAAACCAUCCCUAGCUUUGAAAUUAAGGAUAGACGGGUGCUAGUGGAUAAGAUCGUAUCGGUUGAGAAAAACAAAUGUCUGAGACGGGUGAAAUAUAUCUAUUUUUUUCACUUAUCAUAACUCAGGACAGAUGUCCCCAUCUGUCUAGUCAUGCGAGUGGAUUGAAGUCCACCCCCAUC
Oryza brachyantha (malo sina) is the source of this 1576-nucleotide messenger RNA. RefSeq names its product flavonol sulfotransferase-like. The record is from RefSeq and is a predicted model, not a curated record. Lineage: Eukaryota; Viridiplantae; Streptophyta; Magnoliopsida; Poales; Poaceae. The coding region runs from base 9 to 1070 and encodes 353 amino acids. Gene Ontology annotation, biological process: sulfation. Gene Ontology annotation, cellular component: cytoplasm. The transcript has a single exon. Gene Ontology annotation, molecular function: sulfotransferase activity.